AUGUAAUCUUACCACAGAAAACAGAUACAUGUACAUGUGGUUGCAACCAGCGACUGCUUCGAUAUAGGCAAGCAUGAAUAACGUGUUCUUAACAUCUCUACUGGUCAGUCUUUGUUAUGCGUCUCUACAUCCAGCUAUCAGACAAGACACAGAGAAGAAUGAGCUGAUACUGUCCUUUCCAAAGAUCCCUGGUGUUGAUACAGUUGAGUUGGCCUACUCACUCCAUGACCAAGGUGCACAAAUACAUUCCGUGAUCAACACUGUGAGGGUGUAUAAACAUGCACAUGGAUCUUUCACUUACAAAGUUCCAACUGAGGAAGCAUUUACUGACAAAAAAGUGCUGGAGUAUGCAAUAAAAUAUCUGUCUACAAGUGGCGACGUCGUAUACCACCUUGCGGACGUAUAUACCGUUCCCGCUGCCUCAUCUCUUAGCCCCCGGCUAUACAGGCGCAGCCAUACCGUCAUGUAUGACGUCUUCAACAGUAACCAUCUCGAUAGUAGCAAAUGGAAGCAUGAAGUCACUUGCUGGGGAGGAGGGGGUGGUCAGUUCCAGAUGUACACACCAGAAGCAGCCAACACCUACAUCAAAAACGGCUAUCUCUACAUCAAACCGACACUUACGGCUGACAAGUUUGGAGAAAACUUCCUUAACCAUGGAGAUUUGGACGUUAGCAAGCAAUGGGGAACGUGUACGUAUCAAAGUGACAGUGGAUGUCACCGUCAGGGAUCGAAGAAUAAUAUCCCACCAAUCAUGUCGGCUAAACUCUACUCAAAAGCUUCCAUCACCUACGGAAGAAUCGAAGUUGUUGCAGAGUUACCUAAAGGAGAUUGGUUAUGGCCAGCUAUCUGGAUGCUUCCACCAUCAAAACCUUGGAAAUAUGGUGGAUGGCCAACUUCCGGAGAAAUAGACAUCAUGGAAUCGAGAGGUAACGUGAAUCUAAAGGACACAGGUGGGCAUGACCAUGGUGUUCACGUGGCGUUGUCGACGCUCCAUUGGGGCACAUCAAGCCAGCACCGGCAACAGUCUCAUUCAGCGACUGGCUCAUGGGGCGAUGGCUUCCACACAUACGGCCUUGACUGGACAGCUGACCACAUAAGGUUUGAAAUAGAUCACCAUCCUGUGGAGAUCAUGUCGACGCCUUCCAACGGAUUUUUCUCAUACAGUCAUCUCUCUGGCACCAAUCCCUGGGCCAAGGGUGGUAAAAACGCACCCUUUGAUGGACCGAUGGGUCUCAUCUUGAACGUUGCUGUGGGUGCCACAGAUGGUUAUUUCCAAGAUUCGUGGCAUAAUCAGAAUGGCAAACCGUGGAGGGACAGCUCCCACACCGCCAUGAUGGACUUCUGGAAGAACAAGCACCAGUGGCAGUCUACCUGGCAUGGUGAAGACGUUGCCAUGAAGAUCAGAUCAGUCAAGAUGAUACAGUAUUAGAUUGGAUAUGAUGAACCAAGAGGCAUCAUGUCACUCUACAAUAAAUCUUACCUGACAGCAAAA
Molecule: messenger RNA, 1492 nt
Organism: Haliotis rufescens (red abalone)
Lineage: Eukaryota; Metazoa; Mollusca; Gastropoda; Lepetellida; Haliotidae
Product: beta-1,3-glucan-binding protein-like
Exons: 12
Coding region: 74-1429 (451 amino acids)
Biological process (GO): carbohydrate metabolic process
Molecular function (GO): hydrolase activity, hydrolyzing O-glycosyl compounds
Source: RefSeq, a predicted model, not a curated record